This is a messenger RNA of Mustela erminea (ermine), 1438 nucleotides long. RefSeq names its product nth like DNA glycosylase 1 (gene NTHL1). Gene Ontology annotation, biological process: base-excision repair, AP site formation; base-excision repair; nucleotide-excision repair. Gene Ontology annotation, molecular function: DNA binding; 4 iron, 4 sulfur cluster binding; DNA-(apurinic or apyrimidinic site) endonuclease activity. NCBI's taxonomy places the organism in Eukaryota, Metazoa, Chordata, Mammalia, Carnivora, Mustelidae. The record is from RefSeq and is a predicted model, not a curated record. Bases 552 to 1346 code for a protein of 264 amino acids. Gene Ontology annotation, cellular component: nucleus. The transcript is spliced from 5 exons.
AGGGCAUGGGGAGAGAGACAAGGGAGGAACUGCAAGGGGCUGGGGGCUGGGAUCCGAGUCGCACCCACGUGGGGCUCUGGCUCCCACGGCUCUUCCUGUUCCAGGACGCAGGGGCAGGGGUCGGGGCGCUCGCACCUCCCCCACCCUCCGCGUCCCGGUAGCCUGUCCCGGGAUACUCCACUGGGCGCGAGGCUUUCUGUGGCACACCAGCCUCGUCCUCGUAGCUGCUUCCCGCUCGGAGAGACCGGGCGCCGAGGACACGCCCACCCCGGAGGCGCCGGAGGGUGCCCCUGAGAGUGCCCCUGAGAGGAAACGGGAAAGGGCGUGGUCUUCGUUUUGUUUAUCCUGCAGGCCUCCAGGAUCCAGGGUGUGCAGGACCCCGGGAAGGAAAGAAAAGUCACGGUCCCGCAAAGCGCCAGCGGAAGACGCAGAAACUGAGUGUCGCCUACGAAGCCUCAGACCAAUGAGAAAGGGGGAAGGUGCCAAACUACCCAGAGGCACCAGGCUGGGAGCCCCCAGACUGGCGGCAGCAGUUGGUGAACAUCCGCACCAUGAGGAGCGGGAAGGACGCACCUGUGGACCAGCUGGGGGCUGAGCACUGCUAUGACCCCAGUGCACCCCCAAAGGUGCGGAGAUACCAGGUGCUGCUGUCCCUGAUGCUCUCCAGCCAAACCAAGGACCAGGUAACAGCAGGCGCCAUGGAGCGGCUGCGCGCCCGGGGCCUGACAGUGGACAGCGUCCUGCAGACGGAUGACAGCACGCUGGGCGCGCUCAUCUACCCCGUAGGCUUCUGGAGGAGCAAGGUGAAGUUCAUCAAGCAGACCAGUGCCAUCUUGCAGCAGCGUUAUGGCGGGGACAUCCCAUCUUCAGUGGCAGAGCUGGUGGCACUGCCGGGCGUUGGGCCCAAGAUGGCGCACUUGGCCAUGGCGGUGGCCUGGGGCGCCGUGUCUGGCAUUGGGUUUGGAGCGGGGAAGACUCGGGCUCCAGGCCUGGGUCUGGCCCCCGCGCCCUGUGAUGAGCCAGUCCCGUCUCCCGCAGCGGUGGACACGCAUGUGCACAGAAUCGCCAACAGACUCGGGUGGACCAAGACAGCAACCAAGUCCCCGGAGAAGACCCGUGCGGCGCUGGAGGCCUGGCUGCCCCGGUACGGCAGGGUGGGGGCUGGCAGGGCUGCCCUCAGCCUCCCUCCCCCACUGACCUCUCACCUUCACAGGGAGCUUUGGAGUGAGAUCAACGGACUGUUGGUGGGCUUUGGCCAGCAGACGUGUCUGCCCGUCCGCCCACGUUGCCACACCUGCCUCAACCGAAGCCUGUGCCCAGCCGCACAGAGCCGCAGCGGGCCGUGAAGCCUGGGCCUGGACGCCGUGCACCAGCCGACCGUGAGCCUUUGCUGGGGGGGCCAUAGCCUGUUUCUAAUAAAACUUGGGAAUUGUUUGCA